AUGACCAACAUCGAAGCAAGCUUCCAAGCAGCAAUCGCCGCCAAAAAGAUCAACGGCGCCGUAAUCUGCGCCAGAAACAAAGAUGGGACCUUCAUCUACGACAAAGCCAUAGGCGAACGCACCCUCCUCACAGGCGAGAAGAAACCCCAACAACUAAACGACGUGCUAUACCUCGCUUCAGCAACAAAGGUCAUAACAACAAUCGCAGCCCUUCAAUGCGUCGAAGACGGCCUCUUAACACUAGACAGCGACGUCUCCCCCAUCUGCCCAGAACUAGGGUCCAAGCAAGUCCUAACGGGCUUCACGGAGGACGAAGACCAAAGCCCAAUCCUGGAACCGGUAGUUCGACCUAUUACACUUAGGAUGCUGCUCACGCACAGCUCUGGUGUGACAUACCACUUCCUCGACCCGGCCAUUGCACAAUGGCGCGAGAGAUUCGCGCUUCCGAAUGAAGACGCGCGGCAGUCUGUUGAGGAGGUCUUUACUUACCCGCUUAGUUUCCAGCCGGGCGAGGGAUGGAUGUACGGGCCUGGACUGGACUGGGCGGGACGGAUUGUUGAGCUUGUGACGGGCCGUACGCUUGGUGAGCGGAUGCAGGAGCGGAUUUUUACUCCGCUGGGGAUUUCAGAUGCACAGUUUUAUCCUGUUACUCGGGAGGAGUUGCGGGAGAGACUUGUUGAUCUUAAUCCUGAUGAUAGGGAGGGUCUUGGGCGGGCAGUGCUUGGGGGUGGUGGUGAUAUAAAUAAACGGUCGAGGGGGGAUUUUGGGGGACAUGGGCUAUUUAUGACGGGUUUGGAUUUUGUUAAGAUUUUGGGUUCUUUGUUGGCUGGGGAUGGGGUUUUGUUGAAGGCUGAGACUGUUGAUGCGAUGUUUGAGCAUCAGCUUGGUCCGGAGGCGAGCAAGAGUCAGCGGCAUAAAUUGGCUGGUCCUGUUGGUCCCUUUUUCCAAGUUGGUGUUGAUCCUGGGACUAAGGUUGGAUAUGGUAUGAGUGGGUUGUUGACUCUCGAGGAUGUUGAUGGUUGGUAUGGUGAGCGUACGUUGAGUUGGGGCGGUGGGUUGACGUUGGCUUGGUUUAUUGAUCGGAAGAAUGGGCUGUGUGGUGUGGGUGCUGUUCAGUCUGCGUUGCCGGUUGAUGGUGAGCUGGUGACUGAGUUGAAGCAGACUUUCCGUCAGGAUAUUUAUCGCAAACUUGCUGAAUGGGAGGGAAAGUCAUGA
Messenger RNA from Penicillium canescens, 1215 nucleotides. RefSeq names its product serine hydrolase domain-containing protein. Bases 1 to 1215 code for a protein of 404 amino acids. The record is from RefSeq and is a predicted model, not a curated record. The transcript has a single exon. Lineage: Eukaryota; Fungi; Ascomycota; Eurotiomycetes; Eurotiales; Aspergillaceae.